This is a messenger RNA of Pangasianodon hypophthalmus (striped catfish), 1842 nucleotides long. RefSeq lists its product as uncharacterized. The record is from RefSeq and is a predicted model, not a curated record. Bases 283 to 1803 code for a protein of 506 amino acids. The transcript is spliced from 15 exons. Gene Ontology annotation, cellular component: membrane. Lineage: Eukaryota; Metazoa; Chordata; Actinopteri; Siluriformes; Pangasiidae.
CAUCAGGUUGCACAACAGCUUUGUGGGAGGUUUUUUUUCAUUCCUGUCUUGUAUGUUGGCUCGAACUCGAGGCAGGAAAUCUGCGUCACUGGAACCGUAAACAUCCCUUCCGAAGAACAGGAAGAGUUGCAGAUAACGGCACACUGAAGAACCGAAAGUGUUUAGUAGAGCGAGAGAGAAAUACACACACACACACACACACACACACACAGACACACAGAAAGAGGAAAAGACUGCACUGUUAAAAGGACAGGAGAUUAAAAACCCACACAUGCUUUAAAGAUGGCCAACGCUCCUAUACCACUCACUAAUGUGGGAAGUGGCUACACCAUCGUCACUCAAGUUAUUCCCUCAUCAACAGCCCCGACUACAGCGGAACAAAAUUCCUCUCAGACACUCAGCCCACUGCGGAAAUUCCUGAAAGGAGAACCCAAAGCCCUGGGAACUGUCCAAAUAAUGAUUGGUGUGUUGAUGAUAUUGUUUGGUAUCGUGAUGGCGGUCUACCCUCAGACAUUGAACGUGUACUCUGGAGUCGCAUUCUGGGGCUCGCUGUUACACAUCAGCGCUGGUUCUCUGGCUGUUUCAGCGAGCAACAAGCUCAAUACCUGUGUGGUGACGGGUGCUAUGGUGGUGAAUAUUUUUAGCACGAUAGCUGCAGGAAUCGCCAUCAUUAUGCUUUCCCUGGAUUUAGUGAUUUGGCCUUGGCGUCGCUACUGCUACUCCUAUGACAGCAAUUAUGGAUGCAGCUAUAACUAUGUUGCACAGAGCCGUACCGACGGAAUCACUGGCGUUCUGCUGAUUUUCUCUGUGCUUCAGUUCGCCAUCUCUAUCGCAAUUUCAGCCUUCACCUGCAAAGCCACCUGCACCAAUGAACCUACUCUGAAUGUCAUCAACGUGGUUCCGAACACUGAAGGAUGUAUUCCUGUGAUCAAUUCCUUUCCAGCUCAUCAUGCUCAACCGGGGGUCAGUACACUGAAUGCUGUCGCCAUGGCUAGUGCACCUGUGGAAAGUCCUCCAGCGUACUCUGAGAAAAGCCAACCAGACAACAAACCCACACGUGCUUUAAAGAUGGCCAACGCUCCUAUACCGCUCACUAAUGUGGGAAGUGGCUACACCAUCGUCACUCAAGUUAUUCCCUCAUCAACAGCCCCGACUACAGCGAAACAAAAUUCCUCUCAGACACUCAGCCCACUGCGGAAAUUCCUGAAAGGAGAACCCAAAGCGCUGGGAACCGUCCAAAUAAUGAACGGUUUCUUGAUGUUGCUGCUUGGUAUUGUGUUAGUGGACUCCACACAACAGAGCUUUGUGUAUUUCGGAUUCGCAUUCUGGGGCUCUUUCCUUCACAUCUUGGCUGGUGUUCUGACUGUGUCAGCGAGUAGAAAGCUUCAUUUCUGUGGGGUGAAGGGUGCUAUGGCAAUGAAUAUUCUUAGUGCCAUAACUGCAGCAAUCAGCAUCAUCACACUUUCCCUGGAUUUGAUGUUUAUCGGGAUGGUCUGCUACAAUUAUGAUUGCAGGAGUAGCUACACGACUAUGAGCCGUACCAGAGGAAUCACUGGCGUUCUGCUGGUUUUCUCUUUGCUCCAGUUCGCCGUCUCUAUUGCCAUCUCAGCUUUUGCCUGUAAAGCCACAUGCUCGAAUGAACCUACUCUGAACAUCAUCAAUGUGGUUCCAAAUCCUGAGGGAUAUGUUCCCAGCACAUCACACUCACCCGGGAAUCAGUACAAUCAGCACUGUUGCCAUGAACAGCCCACCUGUAGGAAGCCCUCCAGCAUACAGCUAAUAAAAAGCGAAUCUGAUAACUGAAGAAAAUUUAAAUAAGAAACUUUUUUGAAAACAUAUAUA